This is a messenger RNA of Varanus komodoensis (Komodo dragon), 1464 nucleotides long. RefSeq names its product chromosome unknown C20orf96 homolog (gene CUNH20orf96). Lineage: Eukaryota; Metazoa; Chordata; Lepidosauria; Squamata; Varanidae. Bases 161 to 1258 code for a protein of 365 amino acids. The record is from RefSeq and is a predicted model, not a curated record. The transcript is spliced from 11 exons.
CUGUGGCUGCUGGCAUUGGAUCCACUGGGCAGAGACCAUGACGUGAGCGGCAAAGGGGAGAUGCACUCACUGGAAUCCAAACGGAGUUUGUGUGCAGGGUCCAAACUCCUCACUUCACCUGUUCCGACACCAGCUACCAGCGUCCCUCACCCGCUCGAAAAUGCCUUUCAGGAAUUCCAAGAGUGUCAUCAGCACCUUAAAACAAGUGGAUUAUAGCCAAUGGCAAAGAGAAAAUGUCUCUCCGAAACCAACAUUUAAAUCAUCCUUGCCACCUGUUACAUUAUCGGAAUUUAAAAAAGAAGAAGACAAGAAGUUCCCACAGAAGUCAAAAGACAGGAAAUCAGAGUCGGGAAUGGGUUUUGGCUUCAGUUUGAAAAUGACAGAGUCUAAGAGACCGAAGCCUUCUUGGCAGCAAACCACAACAAAGGAAAUGAUGGCGGCAAAAAGCUUGGAGAACGUCAAAAUUCUGCAGCGCAUUUCCAAGAGCAGGUCCAUCAGCCUAGAAGAAUUAAAGCGCCAUUCCAGUGUUCUCCUGGAAAAGAACAAGGGGCUAGUGAAACAGAUCACGGACAUGGAUGCCGACACCGCCAAGAGCGCCAGGGACCUUCUCCAGCAGUACGAUAUGUUUGGGACAGUCCUCUCAACUCUUCGGGACUCAAGUCAGAACCAGGUGGGGGUCGCCAAAGCCGAACUCCAGGCAACGGAGAAACUGGUGGAGAAGAAUAUUGGAAAACUGGACCUGGAGAUGAAGCGUAUGAACACCAAGGUGCACGCCCUGCAGGAGGAGCUCAAUGUGCUCAGGACAUACAUGGACAAGGAGUACCCGGUGAAAGCCGUCCAGAUCGCGUCCCUGCUGCGCAGCAUCCGCAGCCUGAGCGAAGAGCAGCAGGAUGAAUUGGAAGACGUCGAGGACCUGUCCAGGCGCUUCCUGGACACGCUGGCGCGGAAAGUGUGGGAGGAGCAGGAGUGCAUCCUGCAGGACCUCGCGGAGAAGAAGCUGAUGCAGUACCAGGAUGGCCUUGAACAGAUGCACAAGAACAACAGGGAACUGAAGAGACAAAUAGAGACGCAAAAGGAGAUAAUUGAUGAAUUGGUCGAAGAAAUCCAGGAUUUGCACAGGAGCAUCAUAAAGCUGCACCACUCUGUGGGGGACCCGCGGGAAGCGAUAUUUCCAGACGUCCUGCUCCGUAGACCCAAAUGCACCCCUGAUAUGGAGAUUGUGCUGAACAUCCCCACGGAUGAGGACUUCCCCCUGUAGUGGCUGGAGCUGCCUUGCCUGGCACACCUGAGCAGCAACCACAUUCUUGUUGACUGCAGAAUGUCCGCCUUCAGCUCCGCUGAGCCAAGCCAACCAUUAGCAGCCCAGACUGCAUUUUUUAAACCUAAACCUUCUGCUUUCUCUCCGGCUUCUCCUGCAUUUCAGUACCUCAGAAGACUGUAUUAAAGAUAACCCGGGCAAUCUAA